Molecule: messenger RNA, 1312 nt
Organism: Phlebotomus argentipes
Lineage: Eukaryota; Metazoa; Arthropoda; Insecta; Diptera; Psychodidae
Product: mitochondrial ribosome-associated GTPase 2
Exons: 2
Coding region: 88-1245 (385 amino acids)
Cellular component (GO): mitochondrion
Molecular function (GO): magnesium ion binding; GTP binding; GTPase activity
Source: RefSeq, a predicted model, not a curated record
AGCGUGACAUAACCUCAAUAUUCAAUGUUUAACAGUUGCGCAUUUUCUCUGAUUUUCCUUGUAUUUUCGUGAAUUUUCAUCCCUGACAUGCUGAAAUUAAUCUCCAGACUCUCGUCGAGGAGUCUCUUGAAGAGAUCCACAGUAAUCAGUGUUGAAAUCACUCAGAAAUCACAUCUUUCCGACAAGCGUCCAGCGGCUUUGCGAAGCCGGAAGGCAAAAUCGAGUACAAAGGAGGUGCAAUACUUUGUCGACGCGAAGAGGGUGAGAGCGAUUGGCGGCAAAGGUGGAGAUGGCUGUAUUUCUUUUUUGCAACUCUGGGCGAAUGACAAGGCGGGCCCGGAUGGGGGCGAUGGAGGAAACGGGGGCCAUGUGAUCUUCCAAGCGUCGAUCGGAGUGAGGGAUCUGCAGAACGUGGGCAGUGUCGUGACUGGAGAGAGUGGCGAGAAUGGGCGCAACAAGGAUUGUCAUGGAGAGUGUGCCAAGCACACUAUUGUUCCUGUGCCGCUGGGGACGAUUUUCCGGGACUUGUCCGGACAGAUUGUGGGUGAUCUGGGGCGCGAAGGACUGAUGUUCAUCGGAGCGAGAGGUGGUGCUGGUGGGAAAGGGAAUCACUUCUUCAUAUCCGACACAAUUCAGGCGCCAAAAGUCUGCCAAUAUGGCGCCGAAGGGGAAAACAUUUCGUAUCAGGUGGAAGUGCAGAGCAUCGCUCACAUCGGCUUACUGGGCAUGCCGAAUGCCGGAAAGAGCACCCUUCUGCGUGCCAUCACGAGGGCGCGGCCCAAGGUUGCUCCCUAUCCCUUCACGACGCUGAAACCUCACCUGGGAAUUGUGCACUAUGACGAUUACGUCCAGAUCGCAAUUGCCGACCUGCCCGGACUCAUUCCUGGCUCCCAUCGCAACCGAGGCCUGGGCAUUCAAUUCCUGAAGCACGUGGAGCGCUGCAAUACACUGCUAUUCAUCCUGGACGUGUCCGUUGUGGAGCCUUGGCAGCAUUUCGAGCAGCUGCAGUUUGAGCUGAGUCAGUUCAAUCCGGACCUGCUGAAGCGCACGCAGAUCAUCGUGGCCAACAAGAUUGACCUGCCAGAGAGUGAGGAGAACCUGAAGCUGCUGCGGCAGCGCGUGAAGGUGCCAAUUCUGGAGAUCAGCGCCAAGAAUGGCACGAAUCUCAACACGCUUCUCUCCAAGAUCCGGGAAAUCUACGACGCGGCUCAGGAGGAGGCAGAAAAUCAGGCUUCUGGUGAAUAAUAUUCCCUAUUUACACCUUGAUUGACAUUGAUUUGCUGGACAGACUGAAUAGAAGGAAUUCUUUGAU